AUGUCCGGCGCAGAGGAGGGCAAAGGACAAGAGACUUCACUCCAUGGAAUUGACUGCGCCAUGACCGCCGAGGAAGAAGUCAAGAAUAAGGCCUUGGUAUGGAGACAAGACUUGAGAAUUAUACCUUUGAGUGCUGGCAUUUACUUGCUUUGUUAUCUUGACCGCUCGAAUAUUGGAAAUGCUAAAACUCUUAAUUCUUCUACUAAGAAUGAUCUCCUUACAGAGACUCACAUGACAAACUUCCAAUACAUUAUUGCUUUGAUGGUGUUUCUGAUUGCUUAUGCUAUCUUCGAAGUCCCAUCAAACUAUUUCCUCAAGAAGCUCAGCCCUAGUAAAUGGAUUGCAUUUUUAAUGUUCUCAUGGGGGGCAGUCACGAUUGGCCUUGGUGGGACAAAAAGUUUCGCUGGUGUGACUGCCGUCAGAUUUAUACUGGGAUUAUUCGAAGCCGGUCUCUUCCCAGGACUCGUCUACUAUUUAACAUUCUGGUACCGUACGGAGGAACGGUCAAUUCGUGUAGCGUUCAUCCUUGCUUCCGCAACUUUGGCUGGAGCUUUUGGCGGAGCCAUAGCUUUCGGUGUUGGACACAUGAACCGCGUACACGGUCUUUCCGCCUGGCGUUGGCUUUUCAUCCUCGAAGGCAUCCCGUCCUGUAUAUCAUCUGUUUUCGUAUUUUGCUACCUACCGGAUUACCCCGAAACCGUGAAGUGGUUAAGUGACGAUGAAAAGGCUUUGGCGAAGAAGAGGUUGUUGACCGAAGGAAGUCAUGGCACUGGCCAGAACUUGACAUGGCCUCAAGCAAAGGAGACUCUCACUGACUGGAGGCUUUACGCUCAUUAUGCGAUAUAUUUCGGCAUUUCAACACCCUUUUCCAGUCUUUCGCUAUUUACGCCUAGUAUCACAGCUGGCUUGGGUUAUCAUGACUUGACAGCCCAGCUCAUGACCGUCCCACCGUAUGCAGUGGCCUAUGUUGUGACCAUCCUGGUCUCCUACUCUGCGGAUCAUUUCAAUGCUCGUGCUCUUCACUCCGCGAUGUUUGCAACAAUAGGCGCAGCAGGAUUUAUGGCCUCAGCUAUUCUUCCAGCUCAUUCGUACACCUCUAGAUAUGGUUGUCUCAUCGUCGCUGCCUCGGGGGCAUUUUCCUGCAUUCCUCCACUACUUGGCUUCCUCUCCUCCAAUCUUUUUAGCACUGCCGCUGCUGGACUAGCAAUUGCCUUGAAUAUCUCGUUUGGUGCACCAGGUCAGAUCGCUGGUGUUUGGAUCUAUAAAGCCGAUGAAGCGAAAAGAGGUUACCCUACUGGACAUUGGACCAAUGCUGCAUUGCUGUUCUUUGUCGCUGCUGGAUGCGUUUGCUUGAGAUUGUACUAUGGGAUGUUGAACAGGGCUGUUCUGAAGAAUGGUGGUGUCAAGGUUGCUGGUCAGGAAGAAAGAAGGUUAUUCAAAUACUGA
Molecule: messenger RNA, 1446 nt
Organism: Glarea lozoyensis ATCC 20868
Lineage: Eukaryota; Fungi; Ascomycota; Leotiomycetes; Helotiales; Helotiaceae
Product: MFS general substrate transporter
Exons: 5
Coding region: 1-1446 (481 amino acids)
Biological process (GO): transmembrane transport
Cellular component (GO): membrane
Molecular function (GO): transmembrane transporter activity
Source: RefSeq, a predicted model, not a curated record